UUUCUUCGAAUCAAGAAUUACUGGUUAUCUUUGCCUGCCAGGCCGUGUUAGUGUUUCCCGUUUUGUUUUGGAUUUUUUCACUUGCCAUCAAUAUUGGUGUAUCACGUGGCUUUAGUCUUUCUACAUAAGAAGCCAGAAGCCAUAACAAAGUGGAAAGAGCGUCGUGACUCGAUGUCACUUGAAAUACGAUCCGUUCUUGUUGGUGUGGCAUUCUCUUUCAAGUUUGGAAGGUUCUGCUGAAAGAAGCCUAAAUAUUGUCGAAAAACAGGCUUGUUUAGCGCUAAUUUGUGUUUCUAACAGAGAGUACUUCAAGGAAAAAGAGCGAACAUGGUUAGUUGGUGGAGUUUGUGGGCAAUGCUGCUCAUAUCGGGCAUGCUUUCUUUAUCAGAUGCCGAUGUAUUAAUUCCAUUAUCAGAUGACCUUCUGGUCCAGGGGAAGUCGACUACAGUUUCUUGUACGGUAUCAAACGGCGAAAAGUUCGUUGCUUGGGAAUUCGCUAAUAGUAGAAUCACCAUGGAUAAAGCUGCCUCGGUUCAUGUGGAGAAAAUCAGUGAUACACAAUAUAAUCUAGUUAUAUCCAAUGCAAAAGUCAGCAAUGGCGGUGUCUACACAUGUAGAGGUGACCUGGGAGGAAACAAACCCUUUACUCUGAAAAUAGAAUUCAGUUCAAACAAUGUUGAAUUAAAACAAUUCCUCCGCAUUGGCACUAACGACAAGAUCGUAAUCGGAGUAUAUGGAUACCCCAACCCUGAAUUUGAAUGGAAGAAGGACAACCAGCCAUUCAACCCUAACACAGGUCGCUAUCGCGCUCAGUCCGAUGGCACUGUACUCGUCAGUAAUGUUGAAGUCGCCGAUAAAGGGAACUUCAGCUUGAAAAUCUCCCAAGAUAACAAACGACGAUCUAAGGAACUAAAGAUUGAAGUCAUAACCUUCGAGCCCCCAGUGAUGAUACAAGUGCCUUUACCAGCUUCAAGAUAUUUAACUGUCGGCUUUAACACUACAUUCCAUUGUCGUGCCUCAGGGUACCCACCGCCCUCAUAUCAGUGGUUGAAUCCUAUAUUAAAGCCAGUAGACACCUUCAAUCCACGAUUCACUAUAGAUGGCGAGUACCUCUACAUUACCGAUGUAAAGAUCAAUGAUAAGGGGAGGUGGACUUGUAUUGCUACCAACGUACAGAAAUUUACUGUUAAUGCUUCUGCCGAAAUCAAAGACGUGUUUGUUCGUCCAACACUUCAAGCAAAAUAUCUGUAUGAUGUGGUUGUGGAGCAAGGCGAACGAGCGACCCUAGACUGUGUUGCUGAUGGCACUCCUUUGCCUAGGGUCAGAUGGUUGCGUGAUGGACGCUACGUCAUGAGACAGCAACUGUACAGUAGACGUAGUGUUAUAAGAUUCAAUCAAGCAACCAUGCAAGACAUGGGCAAAUACGUAUGCGAAACAACAAACGGUGCACGUGAUCAAAACGGUAACGUCAUUGUAGCACAGGAGACCAUUGGAUUGUAUAUUGAGUCGGCUCCAAAAAUGAACGUGAAGGGAACUCCGCUUACUGUGUACUCGUAUCUGGGUAACCCCAAACCGGUCUUCAUCAGAUGUAACUUCGAAGGCUACCCAUUUCCAAACGUGACUAUAUGGUUUGAUAACAUCCAAAUUGCCAAUGGAACGGAAGUGGCUAUUUUUGACAUCAUCACAAAUGAGCUGGAAGAUUUCGGAGAGUAUUACUGCUGGUCGUGGAAUGUUCAUGGGUCCAAAAACGUGACGGUUUCAUUGACACAUGCAAAACCUCCAACGAGACCAACAAAUGUCGUAGCUAAUGCCACAUGCGAUUCAGUGAUGUUGACAUGGGACGAACCGAAAGAUGACGGUGGCAUGGUUAUAGUACAUUACGUACUGAAUUUCGGUAACCAGCGGUGGAACACUGAAGACACCUACCCGCAAUACUUUAUAGAAGAACUGAAACCUGCUACUUCGUACACCAUUCAAAUACAAGCUCGAAACGUGAUGGGCGUCGGAGAUUACGAGACCGUUACCGUCACAACCAAGGAAUACUGUGCACCGGGCCAUCCGAUACUGUGGCAUCCGAGACAAAAAAUGAUCGAAGAUACAGCGUUCUUUUUGAGGUGGCACGAACCACAGAAAAAUGGAGGGGAUCCUAAUGUACGAUAUCAGGUGGUUGUAUCUGAGGACCUUGAGGACGGGCCCUUUCCUAUCAAGAAAGAAGAGACAGGAGUAACGGAGUUCUACGUGGAUAACUUAAAGUUUGGGAUGCAUUAUGAAAUCGAUGUGUAUGCGUAUAAUCAGGGAGGAUGGAGUGUGCCUGCCACCGGUCUUUACCAUGUACCCGCUAAAGAAGUUCUUACCAUGCAGUUAAGCAGUUCCUGUGGGCUGUCAAUCAGCUUCACCUUGGUAACACUACUGCUAUCAAUAACAUUCCUCUGGUAACCCAGUGACGUCAUGGUCCUAAUAAGGAAUGGGACAGAUGCGCGAGCAUCUUUCAACCACUGAACCGCUGUGUUCAGUUGUGUGUUUCUUCCGACUUCGAUGAAGUGGAAGAGAAUUGUUUAGAAAGCUUAUGUAAUGUAAACUCUUGACAAACAAAAUAUACAUAACCAGAUAUAUAAAUACGACCAUAUACUGAUCAUCUGAUGUAAGCAUAAAAAA
Molecule: messenger RNA, 2655 nt
Organism: Actinia tenebrosa (Australian red waratah sea anemone)
Lineage: Eukaryota; Metazoa; Cnidaria; Anthozoa; Actiniaria; Actiniidae
Product: neural cell adhesion molecule 1
Cellular component (GO): neuron projection
Molecular function (GO): protein binding
Source: RefSeq, a predicted model, not a curated record